Messenger RNA from Fusarium venenatum, 552 nucleotides. Its product is annotated as translation machinery-associated protein 16. Gene Ontology annotation, cellular component: nucleus. The record is from RefSeq and is a predicted model, not a curated record. NCBI's taxonomy places the organism in Eukaryota, Fungi, Ascomycota, Sordariomycetes, Hypocreales, Nectriaceae.
AUGCCUACCACGCUUGAUAAGACGCGCAAGCAGAUCUCAAAAAAGAGAAAUGGUGUCAUUAACGCCCUCCAUGAAAAAUCCAGAGACUCCAUGCGUCUUCACAAGGCUGGUGUAAGAGAUCAGCGAAUCGAGAGGCUGGCCGCUGCAAGAAACAAGAAGGAACAACCACUCGUUGAUCGUGUAUCUUUCUUUCAGCAAGGCCUGCGUACCAAAGACAGAGAAAGCAAUGGCGCCCCAGAGCUCGAAGAAAUUCAACGCAUGAUUCACAAUUUUGUUCACCAAUACGAUGAGGAGUACGACGCAGUCAAGAAGACCCGCCGCCCCGGUCGACCUGCGAGUGUCAAGGAGGACCUUCUCAAAGCCAAGAUCAACCUCCUCGAGGAGGAGUACAAGGGUGGAUUCAUCAUGCCUGAUCUCUUGGACAGCCACAAUGUCAAUGUUCUCCUCCUUUGGGAGGGCUCUUGGUCGUAUCUCACUCAACUGAAAUGGAUCAAGGUCAACAGCGAAGGUCAGGUUCGGUCUACAGCCUUCCCGUUAGGUGGGACAAACUGA